GGGCGCGGGCGGCGGCGCCGGCAGGAAGGAGGACUGGAAUGAAAUUGAUCCAGGUAAAAAGAAAGACCUUCAUCACAGCAAUGGGGAUGAGAAACCACAGAGCAUGGAGACCCUCCCUCCAGGUAAAGUCCGGUGGCGGGACUUCAACCAGGAAGCUUAUGUUGGCGGGACAAUGGUCCGCUCUGGACAGGACCCCUACGCCCGCAACAAGUUCAACCAAGUCGAAAGCGACAAGCUGCGGAUGGACCGAGCCAUCCCCGACACCAGACACGACCAGUGUCAGCGGAAGCAGUGGCGGGUGGACCUGCCGGCUACCAGUGUGGUGAUCACGUUUCACAACGAAGCCAGAUCGGCUUUGCUGAGGACAGUGGUCAGUGUGCUCAAGAAAAGCCCACCCCACCUCAUCAAAGAAAUCAUCUUGGUGGACGACUACAGCAAUGACCCUGAGGAUGGGGCUCUCUUGGGGAAAAUCGAGAAAGUGCGAGUUCUCAGAAAUGAUCGGCGAGAAGGCCUGAUGCGCUCACGGGUCCGGGGGGCCGACGCGGCCCAGGCCAAGGUCCUGACGUUCCUGGACAGCCACUGUGAGUGCAACGAGCAUUGGCUGGAGCCCCUCUUGGAGAGGGUGGCCGAGGACAGGACUCGGGUGGUGUCGCCCAUCAUCGAUGUCAUUAACAUGGACAACUUCCAGUACGUGGGGGCAUCUGCUGACUUAAAAGGCGGGUUCGACUGGAACUUGGUGUUCAAGUGGGAUUACAUGACACCUGAGCAGAGAAGGUCCCGGCAGGGGAACCCCGUUGCCCCCAUAAAAACCCCCAUGAUCGCUGGAGGGUUGUUCGUGAUGGAUAAGUUCUAUUUUGAAGAACUGGGGAAAUACGACAUGAUGAUGGAUGUCUGGGGAGGCGAAAACCUGGAGAUCUCGUUCCGCGUGUGGCAAUGCGGUGGCAGCCUGGAGAUCAUCCCCUGCAGCCGCGUGGGACAUGUGUUCCGGAAACAGCACCCCUACACCUUCCCCGGGGGCAGCGGCACUGUCUUUGCCCGCAACACCCGCCGGGCCGCAGAGGUGUGGAUGGACGAAUACAAAAAUUUCUACUACGCAGCAGUGCCUUCUGCCAGAAAUGUUCCUUAUGGAAACAUUCAGAGCCGACUGGAGCUUAGGAAGAAGCUGAGCUGCAAGCCUUUCAAAUGGUACCUUGAGAAUGUCUAUCCAGAAUUAAGGGUCCCCGAUCACCAGGACAUAGCUUUUGGGGCCUUGCAGCAGGGAACCAACUGUCUCGACACUUUGGGACAUUUCGCUGAUGGUGUUGUUGGAGUCUACGAAUGUCACAAUGCUGGGGGUAACCAGGAAUGGGCCUUGACGAAGGAGAAGUCAGUGAAGCACAUGGACCUGUGCCUGACCGUGGUGGAGCGGACGCCCGGCUCGCUGAUAAAGCUGCAGGGCUGCCGAGAGAAUGACAGCAGACAGAAAUGGGAGCAGAUCGAGGGCAACUCCAAGCUGCGGCACGUGGGCAGCAACCUUUGCCUGGACAGCCGCACGGCCAAGGCGGGAGGCCUGAGCGUGGAGGUCUGCGGCCCCGCCCUGUCCCAGCAGUGGAAGUUCUCGCUGAACCUGCAGCAGUAGGAGAGCCAGGAGCCCAGGCGUCCUUCUCCCGCACCAUCCGACUGAGUUUGAUGAUCACGUUCUUGAUUAUGUUUCUUAAACUUUCCGUGAAACUAUAUACCUCAGUAUUCCAUCAUGGUCUGAAAGUCGGAGAACUUCACGAGGCAUGGGGGGCCGGGUGGACCCCGCGGAGACAAGACAAGAGACUGCUCCUCCUCUCAUGGGACGCAGCCGGCAGCCCCCUCAGAGGCCACGACGCCCGCUUCCUUCCCAGCUUCCACUGAGCAGCACCCCCAGCAACAGCAUCGAAAGGGAGAGAGGGACCCCAGGAGGCCUGCGGGGGGAGGGAGGGAGGGAGGCCCGGGCAUGGCCGCCGUCUCACAGUGAGGAGAACUCUUUCCAGAUCUCCAUUUUUGAUCCCAUGGAAAUCACGUGUGGUUUCCGCAGAAUCGAAUCAUGUCACUUUGUCCGCAGGUUUACGUGUGUCCCCUCCCCACCUCUGUCCCCAACUGUCUUCCUCGCACAGACCCCCUCUUCCACAUGAUGUACUAGCUAUAUUUGAAUAUGAACUUUUCUAUGGUGGGACACUAAAUAUAAAUAUAUAUAUAAAGGAAGAAUGUACGGUCAGUUCCCUAUGGUUUCUGUAGGUCACCCUCAUCUUGUAAAUUCCCGCAAAGCAGCUGGCAGCCGAGCAGGGAGUGGACGCUUCCGGGUCAGGCUCUCCCAGGGGGCGGACAUGGCCUCCUCUGCCCGCUGGAGCCUCAUCUGUGAGUAGGUGCUACUGGGGCCAGCCGGGGUCUCGACAAGCUGGGGCUGGCCUUGCCCGGAACCCCCGGCUGCCACCCUCAGGCCUGGGCUUCUGCUCGGCGUCAGCGUGGGGAGUCACUGCUACGUGUUGGAAAUACACUGUCUGUGCCCUCGGUGUCUGCCCACCUGGCUGGGCUCCUUGUUUGGAAAUAUGUUGCUUUGGGUCUUUUUAAAUUCAGUUUCUUUUCUCUAAAGAAAACCAAUCCCACAGCUCCCAUGAGAGUAGGAAACCACUGGGCGCCUGGGGGCCGGCAGGGCAGACCCUGGGCCCUGGACCCUGGCCUGCCCUCCCAGGCCCAGGUGUCGGUCUCAGGGUCAAGAUAGGAAGGCUGGAAACCCACAGCAUCUGGUCAUUGCGGAUUCCGGGCAAGAAUCGGGAGCCGUGUGGCUCAGGAUGCAGGUGUCACUAGCAGCCGUGAGGCAGUUAAAAGCUAAAUAGAGUAACAGGAGGAGACACCUGGAUGUCCAUGGACAUCCCUGCAGAGCGGUGCCUCGGUCUUUCUUGCGGUCACUGCCCCCCUUUCUGCACUCCUCCCUCCCCCACCCCCAGCACACAGAGCCUCAAUCUCAGUGAGAGGCCCUGUGCUGCAUCAAAUGCACAUCUCCAGCCCUUUGGGAGGGCUGAGGUCACAGAGUGACAUGGCCUCAGAAGAUCUCGGGUGGACACUGCUGAGUGCUGCCUGCUCCUCUAGGGGCAAGGAGCUGCCCAGCUCACCCAUGUGGCCUCCAUGGCAGUGGGCUCCAGUCUGUGGUGUGGCUGGUGACAGGCCCGUCCUCGCCCUUCCUGCCCCUUGCCCAGGAAUCAGGUGCAUUUUCAGUGGACAGAAAGGCCACAGCCAGAGGGACUCUGCACGCUUCUGUCUUAGGGGCUGGUCUUGAGGACAAGUAGAUUCCAGGGAGAGCUUUCGGCCCCUGUGCAAGGCCGUCAUCACCGGGGUGGGCCUGGUCACGUGCAGGCACCCUCGGCCUGAGCGGGGGUCCCCUUGUCAGCCCCUGUCAUGUGCUGCUGUUGGAAAGAAAACAGUCCGGGGAUACAAGCAAAUUUGGCGUUGAUGUAACACAAAUUUUAACCUGGUUUUUGACGCACUCUUCGCCCACUCACCUCCACCCGGCUGGGAGUCUCACCGACCUUUGUAUGGUUGGGACAGGGCACCCACUUCUUGGGAGGCGACACCGUCCCCGAGCUGAGCGGGCAGUGGGCAGUGUGGGCCGGGGGAGCGGCGGCCCCCUCCAGGCGAGCUAUGUUUACAUGACACGGUGUGCCAAAGUGACUUGCUGUGGUUGCGUUGUUUUUUAGUCAUCGGGACGAUCCCAUCCUCCUGCUCCCGUUUUUACAAGAUGCUUUCCUAAGAGCCCUUUGAGCAAAGCGUGGCGAAGUGAGCUGUCUUCUCUGUGGUGGUCUUUUCUUAUGUCUUUAUCAUAAAAGCUACAAUGACAGUCUCUGUGAGUAUGUUUUGCAAAUUCAAAAUAGAGUUUGGUAAUUUUUUUUCCAGUUGAUUUUUAAAAAGAACUGCUGUACAGAGCUUGUACUUUGUCCAUUUUAUAGAUGGAAACCAUCCUUGAAAAUUGUUUAACUUAAAUA
Messenger RNA from Condylura cristata (star-nosed mole), 3986 nucleotides. RefSeq names its product polypeptide N-acetylgalactosaminyltransferase 2 (gene GALNT2). Gene Ontology annotation, cellular component: Golgi apparatus. The coding region runs from base 104 to 1618 and encodes 504 amino acids. The transcript is spliced from 16 exons. NCBI's taxonomy places the organism in Eukaryota, Metazoa, Chordata, Mammalia, Eulipotyphla, Talpidae. The record is from RefSeq and is a predicted model, not a curated record.